UAGAAUCCACUCAGUCACCCCGCAGCCGCGGCUCGAAAGGUUGUGUCGUGUUCGAGCACUGCAUUGCUAAAUAUAAAGUUUUAAAUGUUUCGUGAACGUUUACGAUUUUAACUUGCUUCGCUAAACAAUACGCAGUUUUUUCGUUGAUUUGCUUACAAUUAUUUGGAUAUUAAGAACAAAAUGGAUUGGAGGUCGCGAGUCUUCCUGUUCCUGAUGUUCAUUAGCGUCGCCAUCUCUGAACAUGAGGGAAACACAACGGAUCCGAGCGUCACAGAACACCCACAUGAGCAACAGUUAUCCAACACAAUCAACGAGUUGGGUUUCAAAUUGCUCACUGAGGAGAUGAAACGAUACGCGGACACAAACAUAGUUAUGUCCCCUACUGGUAUCGCAGGUCUCCUCGCGAUGGUACUUCUGGGAAGUGCUGGCAACACGUACACGGAGCUGGCAGCGGCGCUCGGGUUUUCCCAAGAUAUUCUCCGAAACCGCGCGCACCACGAAGAGUUCGGCUCGCUGCUCCAACUCCUGAACUCCAGCACCAUAUACGCCGACGCCAUAUUGGUGGAGCCGCGUACACGUAUUCGUCCGUUGUACAGAGAGUUCCUUCAACGCGUGUACCAAGGCGACGCGCGCGCUGUGGAGUUUACCGACGCGCCCUUGGCUAGAGACACCGUCAAUGAUUGGAUCAAAAACCACACGAAAGGGAAAAUAGAAGAAUUUCUGAAAGAACCCCUCCCAGUGGAGACAAGGGUUGUGUUGCUGAGCGCCCUCUACUUCAGCGGACAAUGGACUCAUCCCUUCUUGCCGGAACACACGAAGAAGAUGGCGUUCAAGACUCCUACUGGCGACGUCAUGGCCGAUAUGAUGUUGAACUUCGGACAUUUCCAAUACACAUACUCAGCUGAAGAUGGCGUGCAAAUGAUAGCUUUGCCCUACAAAGACAACACAACCACGAUGUACGUGUUGAAGUCACUUAAAAGACUUUCCUUGCAAGACCUCAUGAGCCGCCUAAACUACUCGAGGAUCGACCAACUCAUCUCCAACAUGACCAAUGACAGAGCGGUCAUCAGAUUCCCAAAAAUGGACCUAAAAAACUCAAUCCAGUUAGAAGACAGCCUUAAAUCUAUAGGGCUAAGCGAAAUGUUCUCUCCCACUGCGAAUUUCGCUCUCAUGAUCGAUACGGAUAGAGAUAAAUCUAAUGAAGAAUUGUUGACGAGGAUAAUUUUUGAGGAUAAGUCGCAGCAUAUUAAGGAUGCGGUGAACGGCCUGCCCAAUCCGGGGGUGCAUGUGGAUAAGGUGCUACAUGAAGUUAGGAUCACUAUAGAUGAAUACGGCACGGAGGCGGUGGCGGCCUCGGGCGGGUUCCUGUCUCGCACGGCGGAGCAGUUCUAUGUGGACUCCCCCUUCUACAUGUUCAUCAGGGACGAGAGCACCAAACUAGUCACAUUCAGCGCCGCCAUUUUUAAUCCUAAUCUAUAGAUUUGUAUUGGCCCAGUAAUGGACAGGGACCCCAAUUAUGGACAUAACUUGACAUAAGUUUUUUCAAUCAAUGGUAUCAGAAAAUAGAAGCAAAAUUGUUUUGUUUUUAAAUUUUAAAUAAAUCAAAAGCAACCCUGUUCUGUAUAG
Cydia pomonella (codling moth) is the source of this 1626-nucleotide messenger RNA. It is a transcript of the gene serpin-13, whose product is annotated as serine protease inhibitor 28Dc-like. Gene Ontology annotation, molecular function: serine-type endopeptidase inhibitor activity. The record is from RefSeq and is a predicted model, not a curated record. The transcript has 9 exons. Bases 181 to 1479 code for a protein of 432 amino acids. Lineage: Eukaryota; Metazoa; Arthropoda; Insecta; Lepidoptera; Tortricidae.